This is a messenger RNA of Striga asiatica, 1034 nucleotides long. Lineage: Eukaryota; Viridiplantae; Streptophyta; Magnoliopsida; Lamiales; Orobanchaceae. The record is from the annotation of a GenBank genome assembly.
AUGGGAAAAGUUGCUUCUGAUAAAUGCCACAAAUGGGUGUUCAAAGAGCCAACAGAAUGUGAACCAAACAUCUCCAACUACUGGCAGAGCUCCUUUGAUGCUCUACCUCCAGAGUGGAAUGAACAGUUUGAGUCAGGGAUUCAGACUAUUGCUGUUAUUCAAGCUGGCCAUGGCCUUCUCCAACUUGGUUCCUGCAAAAUUAUACCAGAAGACCUGCAUUUUGUCCUCAGAAUGAGACACACGUUCGAGUCCUUAGGCUACCAAUCCGGAUUCUACCUUUCCCAGCUAUUCUCCUCGACCCGGCCCGCCUCAUCCUCUCCCAUGGGCCCACUUAAGCAGCCCACAAUCCCCGUCCGCCCAUCCCCUCCCCUCUUCAACUGGGCCACGAGGCCCAUCCCUCCAGGCCCAUCAAUGCUCACAUCCCCAACUUUCCAAAGCCCGGCCCGUCUUCAGAUGCCACCCUUCAAGGACGAGACCCACAUGUUCCUCCUCCCCCACUCAGCCGAGCCCGGCCCAAUGGAGGCCCACAUGAUGGCCGACCAUGAAAACGACAUCAAGUGGCCCAAUGGGCUUUCCUUCUUUGGCGCUCUCACGGGCCGGGCCGAUGAGGCCAAGCUCCUGUUCAAUCCGGACGGGCCUUCGGGCUUGCACAGCAAUCCUAGUAAUAGCAGUAACACUAAUAAUAGUGGUAACCCGAACGAGUUCUUGAGCUUGGAUAAUAGUUACUCGAAGAAUAUGGAGGGAAAGUUCAAGAGGAGCUUCACUUUGCCUGCUCGAAUAUCGACCUCGAACUCGAUGGGCCAUCACGUGCACAAUCCGGGGGAGUAUAGGAAUGAUUAUCCGGACGUUAUGGAGACUUUCUUGGAGUGAGUGUUGUGCUUGGGGCUUUUUAGGUUGUACCUUAGAGAAGGAGGACAAGGAAAAGGAAAUGUAAUUUUUGAUGCAGUUUGGAUACUUUGGGUUUUAUUAAUUGUUCAAUUAUUGCUUUUGAUGAUUUGUUUUCAAAAUUUAAACAACUCUUUAACAUUAAUUAA